Messenger RNA from Aspergillus calidoustus, 1563 nucleotides. Lineage: Eukaryota; Fungi; Ascomycota; Eurotiomycetes; Eurotiales; Aspergillaceae. The record is from the annotation of a GenBank genome assembly.
AUGACGACCUUUACAAAGCUCAGCGAGCAGGACGCUCCGGCUAUCUCGAUACACCCGGACCGCCGCAUCUCCAAGAUCAACCCUAAUAUCUAUGCCGGCUUUGCAGAGCACAUGGGCCGCUGCAUCUAUGGGGGCAUCUAUGAUCCUGGUAACCCUCUGUCAGACGAAGACGGCUUUCGGAAAGACGUUAUCGAAGCCUUGAAGGGGCUGAAGAUCCCUGUGGUUCGCUACCCUGGUGGUAACUUUACCGCGACGUACCAUUGGAUCGAUGGAGUUGGCCCAAAGGACCAACGGCCUGCUAGGCCUGAGCUUGCCUGGUUGGGCACAGAGACUAACCAGUUCGGCACUGACGAGUUCUUGAAGUGGUGUGAAGUCCUUGGGACCGAGCCCUACCUUUGCCUGAACAUGGGCACUGGUACUCUGGAUGAAGCUCUGGCCUGGGUUGACUACUGCAACGGUACCCGUGACACCUACUAUGCCAAUCUUCGACGCAAGAAUGGCCGACAAGAGCCGUACAAUGUUAAGUACUGGGCACUUGGUAACGAAGUCUGGGGCCCGUGGCAGGUGGAGCAGACAACCAAGGAGGAAUAUGCUCACAAGGCAUACCAGUGGGCCAAAGGUAACUCUCCGCAAUCCACUUCUUCUACCCAGACUAACUGUAUGCUAGCCCUCAAACUGCUCGACCCCUCUCUUGAGUUGAUCCUCUGCGGACAAGAUGGCACAGCAUCCUGGGACUACUACACCCUCAAGCAGACCAUGCUCCCAGUCCACUCGCCGCUCUCCACAAGCGCCGUCCCCCUCAUCGACAUGCACAGCAUCCAUCUCUACACUGCCUCGUCCUCUCAUCUCCCCAACGUCACAGCCCCUCUCGCCGCCGAACGCGCCAUUGAAAUCACAUCCUCACUCAUCGAUCUCGCCCGCAUCGAAAACGGCGUUCCCCCAGACCAGCUCCGACCAACCAUCUGCUUCGACGAAUGGAACGUCUGGGACCCCAUCCGCGCCGAAGGCAGCAAGGGCGCAGAAGAGUCUUACAACCUCUCAGACGCCCUUGCUGUCGGCGCCUGGCUCAACGUCUUUGUCCGAAAGAGCAAGGACGUCGGCAUGGCCUGCAUCGCGCAAAGCGUCAACGUCAUCUCGCCAUUAAUGACAACAAAGGAGGGCAUCGUCAAGCAAACGACCUGGUGGCCCCUGUGGCUGUUCUCGAACUUCAUGCGUGGCUGGACUAUCAGCGCACACGUAUCCGUCUCCGCAUACGAAGGCGAGACGCAACCGAAGUGGGUUCGCAGCGUCAAGGACACCCCUUGGCUGGAUGUCAGCGCGACCCUCGGCGAAGACGGCUUCGUCAAUGUCGUCGUGAUCAACAUCCACGAGGAGAAGGGCAUCGAGGCGAAGCUUGACGGCCCCAAGGGUGAAGUCACCGUGUACACUGUUACAGGCGAGAACCCGCAGGUCACCAACAUGAAGGGCAAGGAGGAGGUUGGUCUCGUGGAGAGCAAGUGGACUGCGCAGGGCGCAUACGUCUUCCCUAAGCACUCCCUCACCCUCCUGAGAUGGAAGCCUUGA